Messenger RNA from Salvelinus namaycush (lake trout), 3472 nucleotides. RefSeq names its product gastrula zinc finger protein XlCGF57.1-like. The transcript is spliced from 2 exons. Bases 211 to 2007 code for a protein of 598 amino acids. The record is from RefSeq and is a predicted model, not a curated record. NCBI's taxonomy places the organism in Eukaryota, Metazoa, Chordata, Actinopteri, Salmoniformes, Salmonidae. Gene Ontology annotation, biological process: negative regulation of transcription by RNA polymerase II. Gene Ontology annotation, molecular function: DNA-binding transcription repressor activity, RNA polymerase II-specific.
ACCCCACCGAAGAAAAAUAAGAAACUGCUUAGCGAUUUCGACGCAUGCCUCGGAGCUCGAUAUCAAACGCAACAUCACUAAUCAAAUGUAGCGAAAAGCUUAAAUUGCUAGCAGCAAAAUAAGACAAACCUGUUGUGUAUAGAAUAGCACAAAAUACUUCGUUGGUUUUACCCGCAACCCUUCUGGUGCGAUACAAAACACACAGAGAAAAUGGCGGAACUUCAGAAGGAGGCAGGACUGCUUGAAACCAUUCGGGAGAACCGAGAUGAAGAGGAGCCGGCUAAUUCAAAGGCAGAGGACAUGGACACCUCAGAAGACCUGCAAGAUGACAACCUGAUCGAGCGGGAACACUUCCACAGUUCUAAUAAUGAGCAGCAAGAUGGACAUUUGGUAGUUAGGAGUAAUGUAAUAUUAGAACGAACAAAAUUCAACCAAAGACGACAAGAAGCAGGAGAGACAGCUGAUGAUUUUAUUUCUGCACUUCAUUGUUUGUCACAACAUUGCGGUUAUGGAGCUCUGCUCAGUGAGAAAAUAAGAAACAGGCUUGUCAUGGGCUUACAUGACAAAAAACUUGCCGAGCAAUUACAAAUGGACCCAGAAAUAACACUGGAUGAAGCUGUCACACGCAUUCGUCAAAAGCAACAGGACCUGCCAGAGAAUAACUUCAAAGCUACCAGUAAUGCGGCAAAUGUAGAGAGUGUGCUUUCACAUAGCAAACAUCAAUGCCCAGCCAAUACCCAGUGCCAAUCAGAGAAGAAUCAAAACUCAGAAAGACCACAACAACCCCAAACAACGCAGGAGAAAGGAGAGGAGCCCCAAGAUACUGAUGACUUCAUUGAGGGUUUCAGACCUGGAGGAGAGAAGUCUCACUACUGCGCCUACUGCGGUCAGAACUUUCAAAAAGUAAGGGAUCUUAUAAGACACCAUCGAACACAUACAGGAGUGAAAGAAAUGUUCUGCCCUGAUUGUGGGAAAGGCUUUACCCGCUCUGAUAAUCUGAAAAGGCAUCAGAGGACACAUAAGAAAGGGGGUGAUUGUCUUUACUGUGAUAAAAGCUUUUCUGAACCGGGAGAACUAAAAAUACACAUGGAAGUACAUAGUCAAGAAAGGCCAUACCUUUGCCCUGACUGUGGGAAGCAAUUCAAACAGUUAUGGGUGUUGAAAAAUCACCAGCGAAAACAUACAGAGAAGAUCUCACCACAGGAAAGGCAUCACUACUGCUCCGACUGUGGAAAGAGCUUUACACGAAGGCAUAGUCUUAGAAGACAUCAGCAAGAAACGCAUACAGAUGAAAAGCCGUACCACUGCUCUAAUUGCAACAAAAGUUUUGCGGGACGUGAGAGACUUAAGAAACAUCAACUAACACACAAGGAAAAGAAACAUAAACAUUACCGCUGUUCAAGGUGUGAUAAAAGAUUUCCUGACAUGGCAAAACUAAGAUCACACCUUCCAGUACAUUCUGUAGACCUGGCACUCCACUGCUCGGACUGUGGAAAGUGUUUCUUAAACAAGACAAAGUUUGAAAGACACCUAAGAAUACACACUGCAAGUGGAAAAAAGCCAUUCCUCUGCACUGACUGCGGGGAUGGUUUUACAACUUUACGUCGGUUGGAAGAGCACCAGCGAAUACACACCGGAGAGAAACCGUACCACUGCACUGAAUGCGGGAAGCGUUUUGCACGUGAAUGGACAUUAAAGAGUCACAAGCAAGUGCACAAGUUAAAACACUCUGGAGAAAGAGCAGCCUAUCCUUGCUCUGAAUGUGGAAAGUCCUUCUCCCGUUCACGUGAUGUGAUGACUCAUGUGAGAAGGGUGCAUAACAAAGAGAGACCUUUCCAGUGCUUCUGCUGUGAAAAACGUUUCUUCCAAAAGAACUUCCUUACAGUACACAUGAGAAUUCACACUGGAGAGAAACCCUACCAGUGCUCAGAUUGUGGACAAAGCUUCUCCCAAAUUGGUGACCGAAAACGCCACCAGAAGAGGCAACACUCUAAAGAGGAGACUUGACCUCUAUACAACAGUGUGGAAGGCUCCCUAAUUUGGGAAAAAGUCAAUGACUCUGCCCUCCUCGUGAACUGGAAACCGAUGAGUGGUCGCCAUAUGUAGGAGAUUGCCUCCUUUGUCAGAGGAACAUCAGGGAAGAAUCUCAAUUGCAUAGUCCUCGCAUCCCCUCGCCUCCUUCUCAAAACCCAUUGGAGGAGAAGGUCAUAGGGGAGGGACCUCUGGCUUUCUCAUCCAAUGGGUUUUGAGAAGGAGUCGAGGAGAGGGAACGCGAGGAGUACUCAAUUGACAUUCUCCCCCUGUGUAUCCUACAGGCUCCCGAUCACAAAACUAAUAUUUUAUCUAUAAAUUGUCUGGAACAACCAGCUAAACUUGUUUUUACCACUUUACAUAUAUUUUGGGAUUCUUCCUCUGUAAGCAUCAUUUGCUUGAUGACGUGCAAGUGGAGUAGGAUAGUAAUUUCAUACAUGCUAUGGUUUGUUUUCACAUUUCCUUUCACUGAUUACUUUUGACCUUUUUCAAAAGGAGGUGAGGAGAGUUUGCGAAACUAAUUGAGAAUCUCCCACAGAGACCCUCAAUAAGAAAGGACUACAACAGUAAAACAAACAUACAAUAUUGUCAUAGCAUCAGUCUUUAUUGUUGUUUUUUUUGGUCAACUUUGUCAAACAAUUAUUUGAAUAUUUUGUAUCAAAAGUAAACUCUUUUUAUUAAUUUUUAUUUGAUCACCCUUGUAGUUUCCACCCGGCAAAUUUGUAUUUGUUAAUCCAAAAUGAUUUGUUGUGGGUGCAGCAUGUAAUAACCGCAGUCUGCAGAUAUACAUUAUUGAGGCGUUUGGGUAGCCAGGCAAUCCAUAUCAAAGAUGAUCUAUUAUAUUGACAAGAAAACUGAGUUGACUGUUCUAACAAUGAUUGAGGCAGGUGAGAUCAGGUGGGACCAUUCCAAUGAGACAGGGGGGUCACCAUUGAGACCAGGGUCUCAUUCUCAAGGGAGCCCUGUGAACAUGAACACACAAUUCAGUACAACAUAAAGCAAAAUAAUAACAUCAACACAAUACAACAAAUACAACAAGAUUAAUCAAAACAAACACUGAUCACAAUUGAUCUAAACUGUCCAAUGGUGACCAGCGAGUCCAGCUUCAAGGUGGCCUGAAGGCUAAUCCGCCCUAUGGGACUCCCAAUCACGGCCGGUUGUGAUACAGCCUGGAAUCGAACCAGGGUCUGUAAUGACGCCUCUUGCACUGAGAUGCAGUGCCUUAGACCGCUGCGCCAUUCGGGAGCCCUCUGCUGCAUAAAUAAUGUAAUAGGCCAGGAAGAUAUGUAUACUGUAGCUAAGAAAGUAAUACUAAGUGUAUGUUUUGUAGUAAGCUGUUAGUAGCCCAUGUGCCUCAGCCUAAUAAUUUGGUCUUUUUUCACAUCUUGAUUUCGCCUACUGUUCUGAUUUGGUGAUGCACAUGUAGCCUAUAACCUGUUUU